GGCAGUCCCCCACACUGGACCCACGCUGGUCACAUGCCAUGUGGCGCCUCAGCGGUCGUCGGGGAUUGUGCGCGGUACAGCGACUGAGCUGCGGAGCGCACCACAAAGUGUGGAGGGGGAGGAGUGAUCAAGCCUGUGAACGAGCUCUGCAGUAUAAAGUGGGCGAAAAGAUCCACGGCUUCACCGUCAAGCAGGUCACUCCUGUCCCUGAACUGUUCCUGACAGCGGUAAAGCUCAGCCAUGACAAUACGGGAGCCAGAUACCUGCACCUGGCGCGGGAGGACAAAAACAACUUAUUCAGUGUCCAGUUCCGGACGACCCCGAUGGACAGCACUGGAGUCCCCCAUGUUCUUGAGCAUACAGUCCUCUGUGGUUCUCAGAAGUAUCCAUGCAGAGAUCCUUUCUUCAAAAUGCUCAACAGGUCAUUGUCCACAUUUAUGAAUGCCUUCACAGCUAGCGACUAUACGAUGUAUCCGUUCUCCACACAAAAUCCCAAAGAUUUUCAGAACCUCCUUUCAGUGUAUCUGGAUGCGACUUUCUUCCCAUGCUUGAGGGAACUGGACUUCUGGCAGGAAGGAUGGCGUCUGGAACAUGAGAAUCCAAGUGACCCUCAGUCUCCCUUGAUCUUUAAAGGAGUCGUCUUUAAUGAGAUGAAAGGGGCGUUUACAGACAAUGAGAGGAUAUUCUCCCAGCACCUGCAGAACAAGCUUCUUCCUGACCAUACAUACUCUGUGGUCUCGGGCGGGGACCCACUGUGCAUCCCAGAGCUCACGUGGGAGCAGCUGAAAGAGUUCCAUGCGACUCACUAUCACCCAAGCAAUGCCAGGUUCUUCACGUACGGCAACUUUCCGCUGGAACAGCACCUGAAGCAAAUUCAUGAAGAGGCCCUGAGUAAAUUUCAGAAAAUGGAGCCUAGUACAGCCGUGCCGGCCCAGCAGCACUGGGACAAGCCUAGAGAAUUCCAUAUAACAUGCGGCCCAGACUCGUUAGCUACGGAUGCCUCUAAGCAAACUACUGUCAGCGUUAGCUUCCUCUUACCAGACAUCACUGACACCUUUGAAGCCUUCACGCUGAACCUUCUGUCUUCCCUCCUGAUUUCUGGGCCUAAUUCCCCCUUUUACAAAGCUUUGAUUGAAUCUGGACUCGGCACAGACUUUUCCCCUGAUGUUGGAUACAAUGGCUACACGAGGGAGGCUUACUUCAAUGUUGGCCUCCAAGGGAUUGCUGAGAAAGAUGUCAAGACCGUCAGAGAGAUCAUAGACAGGACAAUCGAAGAAGUUAUUGAGAAAGGAUUUGAAGAUGAUCGGAUUGAAGCUUUACUUCAUAAAAUCGAAAUCCAGAUGAAGCAUCAGUCUACCAGCUUUGGCCUGGCGCUGACGUCAUAUAUAGCCUCUUGCUGGAAUCAUGACGGGGACCCCGUGGAGCUCCUGCAGAUGGGAAAUCAGUUGACUAAAUUUAGGCAGUGCCUUAAGGAAAAUCCAAAAUUUUUACAAGAAAAAGUAGAGCAGUAUUUUAAGAACAAUCAGCAUAAGAUGACUUUAUCCAUGAAACCGGAUGACAAAUAUUAUGAGAAACAAACACAAAUGGAGACGGAAAAGCUAGCGCAAAAGGUGAAUUCUCUCUCCCAGGCGGACAAGCAGCAGAUCUAUCAGAAAGGUUUAGAAUUACGAACGCAGCAAAGUAAACCUCAAGACGCCUCCUGUCUCCCAGCACUGAAAGUCUCUGACAUUGAGCCCAUCAUGCCUUUCACCAAGUUUGACAUCGCCCUCGCAGCUGGAGAUGUCCCUGUGCAGUACUGCCCCCAGCCCACCAACGGCAUGGUCUAUUUCCGAGCCUUUUCCAGCUUAAACACCCUUCCAGAGGAGUUGAGGCCCUAUGUGCCUCUCUUCUGCAGUGUGCUAACCAAGCUGGGUUGUGGCAUCCUUGACUACAGAGAGCAAGCCCAGCAGAUUGAGCUGAAGACAGGAGGCAUGACGGUUUCACCCCACGUGCUCCCUGAUGACUCCCAGCUGGACACCUACGAGCAGGGUGUGCUGUUUUCAUCUCUCUGCCUAGAACGGAACCUGCCAGACAUGAUGCAUCUGUGGAGUGAAAUAUUUAACAACCCGUGCUUUGAAGAAGAAGAGCACUUCAAAGUGUUGGUGAAGAUGACAGCUCAGGAGCUCUCCAACGGCAUUCCCGACUCGGGGCAUCUCUAUGCAUCCCUCAGAGCGAGCAAGACACUCACGCCUUCAGGGGACUUAAAGGAGACCUUCGAUGGGAUGGAUCAGGUGAGGCUGAUGAAAAGAAUUGCAGAAAUGACAGACAUCAAGCCCAUCCUGAGAAAGCUCCCCCGGAUCAAGAAAUACCUACUAAACUGUGAUAACAUGAGAUGCUCAGUCAAUGCCACCCCUCAGCAGAUGCCUCAGGCAGAGAAAGAGGUGGAAAACUUCCUUAGAAAUGUUGGCCGCAGCAAAAAGGAGCGGAAACCUGUUCGCCCCCAUAUUGUCGAGAAACCUACACACAGUGGCUCCCGGGGCAGUGCGCAUGUUAGCGGCUCCCAGAUCAUCAGAAAGCUGGUAACAGACCCCACCUUCAAACCCUGCCAGAUGAAGACGCAUUUCGUGCUGCCCUUCCCUGUGAACUAUGUUGGCGAGUGUGUCAGAACCGUCCCCUAUGCUGACCCAGAUCAUGCCAGUCUUAAGAUCCUUGCCCGUUUAAUGACAGCGAAAUUCCUGCAUACAGAAAUCCGAGAAAAGGGGGGUGCCUAUGGUGGAGGUGCUAAACUCAGCCACAGUGGGAUUUUCACACUUUACUCUUACAGGGAUCCAAACUCCAUAGAAACCCUCCAGUCUUUUGCGAAGGCUGUAGACUGGGCUAAGUCUGGAAAGUUCACCCAGCAGGACAUUGAUGAAGCCAAGCUUUCUGUUUUCUCCGCUGUGGAUUCUCCUGUUGCCCCAUCGGCUAAAGGAAUGGACCACUUCUUGUAUGGCCUCUCGGAUGAGAUAAAGCAGGCUUACCGGGAACAGCUGUUUGCUGUCAGCCAUGACAAACUCACCUCUGUGAGCCAUAAGUACCUUGGCAUCGGGAAGAGCACACACAGCCUGGCUAUACUCGGACCAGAGAACCCAAAAAUUGCCAAAGACCCAUCAUGGAUCGUAAGAUAAUGAGUUUCGCAUAUUUCCGAGUCUCCUUUAAGAAAUCAGAGGCUCUUAAAAACUGAGCCUCUGAACCACAAGGGUUGCUGGUUUAUUUUUUGUUGUUCUAAAAAUCAUAGAUAUAUUAAAAAUCUGACCAAAGAUGUCUAUCAACUUACAAGUUGGGCAAAACCUUCAGAAAAUACUGUGACGAAGAAAUUCAUUGACAUUAUCAUGCAUUAAAUGGCAAAAGUGAACAAAUUAAAGUUCUGAAAUGUUACUAAGCCUAGAACAUUUAUUUUGAGAAUAAAAGUCACCUCUGACCUACC
Molecule: messenger RNA, 3445 nt
Organism: Microtus oregoni (creeping vole)
Lineage: Eukaryota; Metazoa; Chordata; Mammalia; Rodentia; Cricetidae
Gene: Pitrm1
Product: pitrilysin metallopeptidase 1
Exons: 27
Coding region: 39-3146 (1035 amino acids)
Biological process (GO): protein processing
Cellular component (GO): mitochondrial matrix
Molecular function (GO): metal ion binding
Source: RefSeq, a predicted model, not a curated record